CGCGGGCUCCCCCAAGAUGGCGCCCGAAACCCGGAAGUGAGCGAGGCCGUGGGGAAGCUCGGUGAGACGGAGGCGCCGCGGGCUCCGAGCCGGCCGGACCCGGGUCCGAGGUCAUGAUGCCCCCACCUCGGAGCAAGAAGCCCAGAUAGACGCCCCCACGGCCCGGCUCAGGGAGCCCCCAAUGCUGGCAGUGGGGCCUGCCAUGGACGGGGAGUUCCCACCGCACGAGGCCCCGCCGGCCGGCAGUGUCCUGUACAGCCCGCCGCCCCUGCAGAGCCCGCUGUGUGGGUCCAGCGUCCAGAGCGCCGUGCUGCACUACCCGUGGUGGAAUACCUUCCCGCCCACGCCCUAUCCAGCCUUCUCCAGUGAAAGCCACCAGUUUAUGAACUCCACCUCCUUCCUCCUGGACCAGCCCUGUGCGGACACCAGCUAUGGCCACGCGGCUGCCACCCCCAGCUUCCUGCCAAAGAGCGACUUUCCUCAGGACUCCUCGUACCUUGACGACCUCUCCAACGCCUCCAUCUUCUCCUCGUCCGUGGACUCCCUCUCGGACAUUGCCGACACACCCGACUUCCUGCCAGCCGACAGCCUCAGCCAGGUGCCUACCAUCUGGGAUGUGAGCACUGGCCCCUCUGCCCACGACAAGUUGUUCCUGCCCAGCGGGCCGUUUACAGGCCUUGAGGAGCCCGUUUCCUCCCUCCCCAGCACCCCACUUCUUGUCAGCUACCAGUCUCAGACUCAGCCAGAGGAGGAGGACGAGGCGGAGGAGGAUGAGGCUGAGGACCUGGGCCACACAGAGAUCUACGCUGACUACGUGCCAUCCAAGUCCAAGAUUGGGAUGCAGCACCCAGACCGUGUGGUGGAGACCAGCACAUUGUCCAGCGUCCCGCCCCCGGACAUCACCUACACCCUCGCCCUGCCUGCGUCUGACAGCGGGGUCCUGUCCGCCCUGCAGCUGGAGGCUAUCACCUACGCCUGCCAGCAACACGAGGUCCUGCUCCCCAGCGGGCAGCGCGCGGGCUUCCUCAUCGGCGAUGGUGCCGGCGUAGGCAAGGGGCGCACGGUGGCCGGCAUAAUCCUGGAGAACUACUUGCGGGGCCGCAAGAAGUCCCUGUGGUUCAGCGUCUCCAAUGAUCUCAAGUACGAUGCGGAGCGCGACCUGCGGGACAUCGACGCCCCCUGCAUCGCAGUGCACGCGUUGAACAAGAUCAAGUACGGCGACAACACUACCUCAGAGGGCGUCCUGUUCGCCACUUACUCCGCCCUGAUCGGGGAAAGCCAGGCCGGUGGGCAGCACCGCACACGCAUCCGGCAGAUCCUCGAGUGGUGCGGGGCGGCCUUCGAUGGCGUGAUCGUGUUUGACGAGUGCCACAAAGCCAAGAAUGCCAGCUCCACCAAGAUGGGCAAGGCCGUGCUGGACCUACAGAACAAGCUGCCCCUGGCCAGGGUGGUCUACGCCAGUGCCACAGGUGCCUCUGAGCCCCGAAACAUGAUCUACAUGAGCCGCCUGGGCAUCUGGGGUGAGGGCACACCCUUCCGAACCUUCGAGGAGUUUUUGCAUGCCAUUGAGAAGCGAGGUGUGGGUGCCAUGGAGAUCGUGGCCAUGGACAUGAAGGUCAGUGGCAUGUACAUCGCACGCCAGCUCAGCUUCAAUGGCGUCACCUUCCGCAUUGAGGAGAUCCCACUGGACCCGGCUUUUGAGUGUGUCUACAACCGUGCAGCGCUGCUGUGGGCCGAGGCCUUGGGCGUGUUCCAGCAGGCAGCCGACUGGAUCGGCCUGGAGUCCCGCAAGUCGCUGUGGGGUCAGUUCUGGUCGGCUCACCAGCGCUUCUUUAAGUACCUGUGUGUGGCCGCCAAGGUGCGCCGGCUGGUGGAGCUGGCACGGCAGGAGCUGGCCCGGGACAAGUGCGUGGUCAUCGGGCUGCAGUCCACUGGCGAAGCACGGACUCGGGAGGUACUGGACGAGAAGGACGGGCAGCUCGACUGCUUUAUCUCAGCUGCGGAGGGCGUCUUUCUGUCACUAAUUCAGAAGCAUUUUCCUUCAACCAAAAGAAAGCGCGACAGAGGAGUGGGCAGUAAAAGAAAACGGCGGCCACGGGGCCGAGGGGCCAAGGCAUCCAGGCAGGUGUCCGAGGCGGUGGGUGUGAUCCGCAUCAGCGAUGACAGCAGCACGGAGUCAGAUGCUGGCCUGGACAGCGACUUCCACUCCUCCCCCGAGUCCCUGGCAGAUGACGACGUGGUCAUCGUGGACACCGUGGGGCUCCCAGCUGACGACCGGGGGCCCCGGGCUGCGUUCCACUGGGAGUGGGGCUAUGGGCGGCCCAAAUGGCCGGUAGCCCUUGACCCUCUGCCCCCAGGGCCCCUGUGCCCCCCACAGCGAGACCCGCAUGGCCCCGGCAUCCUGGAGCGGGUGGAGCGGCUGAAACAGGACCUGCUGGCCAAGGUUCGGGCACUGGGACGGGAGCUGCCCGUCAACACCCUGGAUGAGCUCAUCGACCAGCUUGGAGGUCCUGAGCAUGUGGCAGAGAUGACCGGCAGGAAGGGCCGUGUGGUGUCCAGGCCCGACGGGACGGUGGCCUUCGAGUCACGGGGGGAGCAGGGCCUCUCCAUCGAGCACGUGAACCUCAGGGAGAAGGAACGCUUCAUGAGCGGGGAGAAGCUCGUGGCCAUCAUCUCAGAGGCCUCCAGCUCUGGUGUUUCCCUCCAAGCUGACCGCCGCGUCCAGAACCAGCGGCGCCGGGUCCACAUGACACUUGAGCUGCCCUGGAGUGCUGACCGCGCUAUCCAGCAGUUUGGCCGGACCCACCGGUCCAACCAGGUCUCAGCGCCGGAAUACAUCUUCCUCAUAUCCGAGCUGGCUGGGGAGCGCAGGUUUGCCUCCAUCGUCGCCAAGCGGCUGGAGAGCCUGGGGGCUCUGACUCAUGGGGACCGCCGUGCCACCGAGUCCCGCGAUCUGAGCAAGUACAACUUUGAGAACAAGUAUGGCGCCCGGGCCCUCAGCUGCGUUCUCACCACCAUCCUGAGCCAGACGGAGAGCAAGGUGCCCCUGCCCCAGGGCUACCCUGGAGGGGACACCGCCUUCUUCCGGGACAUGAAGCAAGGUCUGCUGUCAGUCGGCAUCGGCGGGCGGGAGUCCAGGUCUGGCUGCCUGGAUGUGGAGAAAGACUGCUCCAUCACCAAGUUCCUCAACCGAAUCCUGGGGCUGGAGGUGCACAAGCAAAACGCGCUCUUCCAGUACUUCUCUGACACAUUCGACCACCUCAUUGAGAUGGAUAAGAAGGAGGGCAAAUACGACAUGGGCAUCCUGGACCUCGCUCCAGGCAUCGACGAGAUCUACGAGGAGAGCCAGCAGGUAUUCCUGGCCCCUGGACACCCGCAGGAUGGGCAGGUGGUUUUCUACAAGAUCAGCGUGGACCGCGGCCUGAAGUGGGAGGAAGCAUACGCCAGGUCACUGGAGCUGACAGGUCCCCAUGACGGCUUCUACCUCUCCUAUAAGGUUCGAGGCAACAAGCCAAGCUGCCUCCUGGCAGAGCAGAACCACAGCAAGCUCUUCACCCUGUACAAGCCCAACAUCGGCCGGCAGAGCCAGCUGGAGACCUUCGACAGCCUGUGUCGGAAGUUCCACCGGGUGACGGCAGAGGAGGCCAGGGAGCCCUGGGAGAACAGCUACACCUUGUCGCUGAGGCACUGCAGCCACACCACUUGGAACCGGCACUGCCGGCUGGUGCAGGAGGGCAAGGACUGCGUGCAGGGCCUCCGCCUGCGGCACCAUUACAUGCUGUGCGGGGCGCUGCUGCGCGUGUGGGGCCGCAUCGCCGCUGUCAUCGCCGACGUCACUAGCAGCAGCUACCUGCAGAUUGUGCGCCUCAAGACCAAGGACAAGAAGAAGCAAGUUGGCAUCAAGAUCCCCGAGGCCUGUGUGCACCGUGUGCUGCAGGAGCUGCAGCUCAUGGACGCGGACGUGAAGCGCAAGAACACCCAGGGCCAGGCCUUCCCGGUGCCGCCGCCGCCCCUGCGGCCGCUCGCGCUGCCCUGCGGCCCUGGCGAGGUCCUGGACCUCACGUACAGCCCGCCGGCCCAGGCCUUCCCAGCGCCCUCGCCCUUCUCCUUUCCGCUGCCGGCAGAGCCCGCCCCCGGCCCUGCAGCCAGCCUGCUGCUGGGCGCCCCCGCGGCGCCCGACCCCGCAGCCCUCGUGCACCGCCAGGGCUGUGACAUCAACUUCAAGGAGGUGCUGGAGGACAUGCUGCGCUCCCUCAACGCCGUGCCGCCCCCGGAGCCGCUGGGGCCACUGGGAGGCGGUGCAGGGCCCGCGGGCGCUCCGGGAGCCGGCGGGGGCCCCGAGCGACAGAGCGUCAUCCAGUUCAGCCCCCCCUUCCCCAACUCCUAGGCCUGGGCUGCGGACGUGCUUCCUGGACGCAAUUUAUUUAUCUGUAGUAAGCCACUUUUACAUGGACACAGGCAAGGUCUUAUACCCAAGCGGGUGGUGAGCAGGGCUCAGGUCCCUCUGCCGACUACUGAGAGGAAGGGGGGCGGGGCGCCCCUCGUCCAGCCCAUCGAGGCCUCCACUGCAGUGCCUUUCCCC
Molecule: messenger RNA, 4582 nt
Organism: Rhinolophus ferrumequinum (greater horseshoe bat)
Lineage: Eukaryota; Metazoa; Chordata; Mammalia; Chiroptera; Rhinolophidae
Gene: SBNO2
Product: strawberry notch homolog 2
Exons: 32
Coding region: 182-4387 (1401 amino acids)
Biological process (GO): regulation of DNA-templated transcription
Cellular component (GO): nucleus
Molecular function (GO): histone binding; chromatin DNA binding
Source: RefSeq, a predicted model, not a curated record